ACCAAAAAACUUGAAGAAAGGAGAGAAGAGAAAAGGAAAGAGGAAGAGCAGCUUACUUUCUCCUUAAUUCAGAGAGAGAUUAAGAAGGAAAUUGAGAGGAGAAAAACUGGAAAAGAGAUGUUGGAUUAUAAAAGAAAGCAAGAAGAAGAAUUAACAAAAAGAAUGUUAGAGGAAAGAAACAGAGAAAAGGCAGAAGAUAGGGCAGCUCGAGAGCGUAUAAAACAGCAGAUUGCGUUGGACCGUGCAGAGAGAGCUGCUCGUUUUGCAAAGACAAAGGAAGAAGUAGAAGCUGCUAAAGCUGCUGCCUUGCUGGCCAAACAGGCAGAAAUGGAAGUCAAGAGGGACUCUUCCGCAAGAGAAAGAAGCACUGUUGCAAGAAUUCAAUUUCGUCUUCCUGAUGGUUCUUCCUUUACAAAUCAGUUCCCUUCUGAUGCUCCUCUAGAAGAAGCAAGGCAGUUUGCUGCACAGACUGUUGGCAACACUUACGGUAAUUUUUCAUUAGCAACCAUGUUUCCCAGGAGGGAAUUUACCAAAGAAGAUUAUAAAAAGAAGUUACUGGAUUUGGAACUUGCCCCAAGUGCUUCAGUGGUACUGUUGCCAGCAGGAAGACCAACUGCAUCCAUGGUACAUUCUUCCAGUGGAGACUUUUGGACGUUGUUGGGGACGGUGCUUUACCCAUUCCUUGCCAUCUGGAGACUGAUUAGCAACUUCUUGUUUAGUAGUCCUCCUCCUGCACAGACCUCAGUGAGAGCAGCAGCAUUAGAACCUUCAAACCUUGGAUCGUCUAGUAACUCAGAAAAAAGGGAACCAGUCAGAAAAAGAGUGCUGGAGAAAAGGGGGGAAGACUUUAAAAAGGAGGGGAAGAUAUAUAGAUUGAGGACUCAAGAUGAUGGUGAAGAUGAAAACAACACUUGGAAUGGAAAUUCUACUCAACAGAUGUAGUGUGACAAGUACAAUAUGUGCAAUAAUUAUUGUUUCUCUUAUGAUUUAAUUCAACUAAAAUUCUACUGGAGAGGUGGGACUGCUUUAAUGUUUUCUAACUGAUCUAUAGAACAUCUCUUUAUUCCUGCUUAGUGGGUUAAAGUUGUUUAACUCAGACAAGUCAAGAGAUAAAAUAACUGGCUGGUAGGUCUUUGCCUAUGGUAACCAACUGCUAGAAGCCUAAAAGAAUCAAAAGGUCCGCCACAACCUUCCUUUGUCAGCUUUCUUACUUAGUAUUUCAUGUACCCCUUAGCCCUUUGCUUUCAGAUCAUAUGUUCUGUUUAGAGCGAUUUUGCUCCAGAACUCUUAAGCCCACACAGAGUAACUGGUCUGUCACUGAGUAAUUGGACUCUGAGUCAGAGCAUUUUAACUAGCCAAUCAGAUGACAAUUUAUGUUUAACUUUUCUCUUUUUGCUCAUCAGCUGCAAGCAAAAUCUUGUAGUUUUUAAUCUUAAACACUGAAUAAAAAAUCUUUUCCAAAAA
Molecule: messenger RNA, 1464 nt
Organism: Equus quagga
Lineage: Eukaryota; Metazoa; Chordata; Mammalia; Perissodactyla; Equidae
Product: UBX domain-containing protein 4-like
Exons: 7
Molecular function (GO): protein binding
Source: RefSeq, a predicted model, not a curated record